AUGCGAAUAGGCAGAGUUGGGAGACAUGCGCCAGUUUCGGUUGAAUUGAACAACGUCUUGUCAGAAAUAGACUAUGAAAUUAUAAAACAUAGAUUUGUUAGUCAAGAUUCUGAAUUAAUGAAUGUUAUAAAAAAUGUAAUUGUCAAACCAUUGAAUGAAUGCUGCAAAACCAAAUUAAAAAGACUGGAUGAUGAUGAUCUCAUAUUAAUAUGUGAAAGAAGUAAAGUAAAUUAUUCAUUAUGGCAGAAAGAAAGGCAGUUUUGUGUGACAGGUUCAAGAUGCUAUGAAUUAUAUAUGUACACAUAUAACAAAAAUCCAAAUUGGAAAAAAAAGUGCUAUGAUUAUUUUUAUCCAGUGAAUUUUAAAAGUGAGUUCACCGAGUACAGGCGAAAGACUGAGUCCAGUGCAAGAAAUGCAUUUUCAAAAGCAUUACACCAAAAAGUUAUCGAAAUUGGAUUUGUUAUCUCAAAACAAAACCCUUGGCUAGCGUAUUCACCUGAUGGGAUAAUUGUUAAUGAUGAUAAGCCAAUGGAGUUGCUCGAAAUAAGGUGCCCGUACAAGAGGCUACACGUAAGGUUAAAAGAAAAGCAUAAAUAUUAUGCUCAAGUACAAAUGGGUAUGGCUGUGCUAAAUUUGAAAAAUGCUCAAUUUGUGAUCUACGAUUCUUAUGAUAAAAGUAUUAUAACCAUAAAUGUACCUUUUAAUGAAAGUUUUGAGAUGAGCAUGUUAAAAUCUUUAAAAGAAACUUACUACAAUAUUAUGUUACACGAG
Molecule: messenger RNA, 771 nt
Organism: Formica exsecta
Lineage: Eukaryota; Metazoa; Arthropoda; Insecta; Hymenoptera; Formicidae
Exons: 3
Source: RefSeq, a predicted model, not a curated record